Messenger RNA from Diuraphis noxia (Russian wheat aphid), 1270 nucleotides. RefSeq names its product dnaJ protein homolog 1. The record is from RefSeq and is a predicted model, not a curated record. Gene Ontology annotation, molecular function: protein-folding chaperone binding. Lineage: Eukaryota; Metazoa; Arthropoda; Insecta; Hemiptera; Aphididae. Gene Ontology annotation, cellular component: cytosol.
GUCCUAUAGUGUUGUGCAAUGCCAUUCGAUAAACACUUUCGGUGUAGUACGCAAAUACAAUUUUUUCAUGAAAACAUUACUUUUAAAUAGUAUUUAAUAAAUACGAAUUCAUUAUAUUCAUAACAACUAACAAGUAACUACUGGCCAUAAAUAUUUUGAAAUAAAUAAUUAUAUGCUACACUAUAUUUUACGCCUGUGGACAUAUUUGAAGUGAAAAUUACUCGUGAAAGAACAUAAUUCACUACCACAUAUGAUGGGAAAAGACUAUUACCAAAUCCUAGGAGUGUCAAAGGGAGCUGCAGAUGAUGAAAUUAAAAAGGCAUAUCGAAAAUUGGCGCUCAAAUACCAUCCAGACAAAAACAAGAGUGCAGGAGCUGAAGAAAAAUUCAAAGAGGUAGCAGAAGCAUAUGAAGUAUUAAGUGAUAAAAAAAAACGUGAUAUAUAUGAUAAAUAUGGAGAAGAUGGUCUUAAAGGAGGUGCUGGCCAAGGAAAUAAUUCUAACAACUAUUCAUAUACUUUCCAUGGCGAUCCUAGAGCCACAUUUGCACAGUUCUUUGGCUCAUCAAAUCCAUUUGGCAACAUAUUUGGUAACAGUGGUUCAAUGUUUGAUGACGAAAUGGACUUUGAUGAUGGUUUUAUUCGAAUGUCACAUGGACCACCUGGCAUGGGUGCUUUCAGGUCGCAGUCGUUCAACGUUCACGGUUCACCAAUGGGAAGAACUAAGGAAAAAGCUCAAGACCCAGCUAUUGAACAUGAAGUAUAUGUAUCAUUAGAGGAUAUAAGUAAAGGGUGUACAAAAAAAAUGAAAAUCUCUAGAAGAGUGCUCCAAGCAGAUGGAACUUCUAGAAAAGAAGAUAAAGUGUUAACAAUCAAUAUUAAACCUGGAUGGAAAUCAGGUACUAAAAUUACAUUUCAAAAAGAAGGAGAUCAGGCAAUGAAUAGAAUACCUUCAGACAUUGUUUUUGUAAUAAGAGACAAACCUCAUCCAGUUUUUAAACGUGAUGGAAAUGAUAUUAGAUAUACAGUUCCAAUUACUCUUAAACAAGCACUUUGUGGCGUAGACGUUGUAGUUCCUACUUUAACUGAUAAAAAACUUCCUAUCAGCUUAAAAUCAGAAGUUGUUAAACCUACGACAGUAAAACGAUUUCAAGGAUACGGUCUUCCRUAUGCUAAAGAACAAUCGAGAAGAGGAGAUUUGUUGGUUUCAUUUGAUAUUAAAUUCCCUGAAACUAUUUCACCCGCUAAGAAAGCUAUUUUGUGUGAUACACUA